Molecule: messenger RNA, 2145 nt
Organism: Echinops telfairi (small Madagascar hedgehog)
Lineage: Eukaryota; Metazoa; Chordata; Mammalia; Afrosoricida; Tenrecidae
Gene: CUNH16orf46
Product: chromosome unknown C16orf46 homolog
Exons: 5
Coding region: 913-2145 (410 amino acids)
Source: RefSeq, a predicted model, not a curated record
GAAGCAAAACGAAGCGGCCGCCCGAGAACGAAUGGGAAAACCCGGGAGAGGAAAGAACACCAGCGUUCUAUUCUAGUCAUCCAGCUUGAAGAACACCAGUGGCCCAAGAGCACCUAGAGAGCUGGAGUGCGGAUUCCGACCACUUGCUGAGUAAGACUGCUGUUACUGACUCCGAGCUGGCUUGUCAUUUUUAUUCAUAGGAAGGUAAUAUUGCUUCCCGUGGUCCCACAUUAAGUGAGUAAAACCCCACUGUCAUGGAGUCGACGCUGACUCAGAACGACUUAUUGAUCUGAACAUCAUGAUGAUACUGAAUCCCUCCUAAAACAGUACCUGUUUCUUUGCUACAAAAACUUCAGGUUGACGUUUAUCCUCAUCAGUGGCUUUGCUUCUGAGCUGUGUGUGUGGUGUAAGCCCGUUAGGCUCUGUGGGACACAGACAUUCAUAAUUCACAAGACCACAAUAUCUGCAUGGGCUUCCUUGGCCUGGGCAAAACAUGAAGUUCUAUUGUUGUGAGUCCUCUUGGGGGUGGCCCCAGUUGAUGGCAACCCCACGCCGCCUCCUAAUUAUACGUGGAUGGGGCUCUUGGGAACCAUAGGGUUUUCAUCGGUUGACUCUGGGAAGUGGACUUCUUCCAAGUCUGCUUUCAUCUAGGAGCUCUGCUGAAAUCUGUCCGGCAUCACAGCAACCAGCACGCCCCCGUGACAGGUGGGUAGCGCCUGUGCAUUGGCUGGGACUGGAACUGGGAGCGCCUGCACUGAAGUCAAGAAUGGUCCCACUGAACCACAGUCGCUUUUAGUCAUUUGUAAUGUCAUUUUCUUCCUUGCAGAUUUUAUUCAUUUUCUUUGGUGUCUGAAGCUAUUUGAGCCUUCCGUAGGCAGAAGAUGUUAAAAACGUUAAGAAGCAAUCACAGCGAUGGAUCUCGGUCAGCUAAGUGAGACCAAUCUAAUAAAUAAUGGGCAGCAAAACACAGAGCUAGCAGAGCUGACCUCUCCCUGUCCCGACAAAAGCAGCGAAAGGAAUCAUGUUUGCUCUCUGCUGAACAUCAGUGACAUUACACAUGAGAAAGAUGCAAAGGCCAAGGAGUUUGUCAUCGGAACUGGGUGGGAAGAAGCAGUCCAAGGCUGGGGCAGCACCUCGCCAAUGGCCUGCAUCUGGCCAAGGAAGAAAGGGAAGAAGUCCAGGCCUGGAGAAGGUUCCAGCAGCUGCUUAUUCUGCGUCAACAUCUCCCAGGGGAGCCCCGAGGCCAGGCCACAGACUGGACAGGGGAAGUGGGAGGCCCGGGCUCAGGCUGACACAGGGUCAGGCAAGGAUCAGGGCAGCACAGCCUUGAGGGAGACCAGCAAAACGUGCUUUUCCCACUGUUGUCAUGGCAGUGAGAAAAAAAGCCUACAGAUAAAGGAGUACAUUUGGUGUGCUCGAGACUGGCACGUCCCCGAGACCGUGAAGGGCAAGGAUCCCAAGGGCCAUGAGCGCGUCUGUGGGAGCCAGGAGAAGAACUUCUCCCUCUCAGAGUCCUUGACGUCCAAGGCCCUCCUGGUUCUGCCCCCGCUGAAGGCUUCGCCCCCGGCAAGCAGCUUGGAUGCUCUGGGUAAGAAGGGUCAGAAUACUCUCUUGCUGCAGGAAGAGGAAGUGCCGAGUGUGGACAAGGAUGCGGGUGUGGCCUGUGCCUGGGGACUGAAAGCAGUGGACGAGAAGGGUGAAAGGAGACCAAUGGAGCUGGCCAAGCACUUCAAGGUCAAGGACAUGCCACCAUUCCCUGCGGAGGACAGCCGGCCCUCGCUGCUGGCCGAAGCCGAGCCUGGCUACCUGCCCUGGUCACUGCUGUCUGAGCGAAGUGUGCCCUGCCCACCCCCACCUAGCAACAUGCACUACCUGGCCACCCUGCAGCUCCUGCAGAGACAGGGCAUUCACAACUACAGAGCCAAAUUAAGACCCAAGGGCCUGCGGAUCCCUGCCAGCUCCCACAAGCCCGUGCUCCCCGAAACUAAGCAGGAGAACCAGCCCCAUAAGCUGGAGACCAAGGUGUUCUCAAGACCCCUUCUACCCUCCCUCACCGUGAGCAGGGUCAUCAUCCCCAUCUCCAGUGACAGCAAGAGUCCAAAUGGGUCUGCUGUUCAAAUAUCCAUGUCAGACGCCCAGGGGUGA